AUAUUUCUCUACCAGCAAGAAGUUCUUCAUCAAAAAUCUCUCUUCAGUCUUACAUACCGUCUUAUUACGUGCUGCCACUUUCCAGAAACAUGGCUCCUCCAACCGAUAUCCCAAAUGACCUCCCCAAGAUCAAUCGCUUCAUCACAACCCACGACCCAGCCACAAAACAGGCCGUCUUUUCCAAUGCCAUUCCCGACGAGCAUAAAGUUGAUCCCAUUCCAGGGGCAGACUUCCGACUGGGAUAUGUAACAAAGGGAUUUCCUGUCGACCUAAACAACGAUGCCGACCUAAAAGUCUACAAACCAUAUCUAGAGAGCUCACCCGGUCUCGUCGUUUCAGGAGGAACGGUCCUCCGCUUCGUAGAUGUAGCGCCAGGCCAUCUAUCACCAAUGCAUCGCACGGUAUCGCUAGACUACGGUGUCGUGUUGGAGGGCGAGUUCGAGCUAGUACUAGAUUCUGGAGAAACCAGGCGCAUGAGUAGAGGAGACGUUGCGAUUCAAAGGGGCACAAUGCAUGCUUGGAGGAACCUGAGCUCGACGUCUUGGGGACGGAUGAUGUACGUGCUUCAGGAAUGCAAACAGGUAGAAGUCAAUGGUGAGGUUUUGAAGGAAGAUUAUGGAACGAUGCAGGGUGUGCCGAAGUCGUCGUAGUGUACUUGAGCUGGAUUUACAUUAUUGGCUUCGUAAAUAUCAAUCAAAUAUAUUUCUCUG
Messenger RNA from Bipolaris sorokiniana ND90Pr, 710 nucleotides. RefSeq lists its product as uncharacterized. The transcript has a single exon. The record is from RefSeq and is a predicted model, not a curated record. NCBI's taxonomy places the organism in Eukaryota, Fungi, Ascomycota, Dothideomycetes, Pleosporales, Pleosporaceae. The coding region runs from base 90 to 650 and encodes 186 amino acids.